Molecule: messenger RNA, 4820 nt
Organism: Numida meleagris (helmeted guineafowl)
Lineage: Eukaryota; Metazoa; Chordata; Aves; Galliformes; Numididae
Gene: PASK
Product: PAS domain containing serine/threonine kinase
Exons: 17
Coding region: 145-4293 (1382 amino acids)
Biological process (GO): regulation of DNA-templated transcription; negative regulation of glycogen biosynthetic process; intracellular signal transduction
Cellular component (GO): nucleus; cytosol; cytoplasm
Molecular function (GO): protein serine/threonine kinase activity; ATP binding
Source: RefSeq, a predicted model, not a curated record
CCCCGGCAUUUUGAGGUGAGCGCCGCGAGGCGCUGGCCGGGCUGCGCUGGGAGCUGACCGUUCUGCUGUAGGAGCGGGCAGGAGUCGGCUGUGCCGCGUUUCUGUUAGCAGAGCGCACUCUGCUGCUCCUGGCUAGGCGCGGGGAUGGCCGGUAGCGCGCGCGGCCGCUCUGUAGGCAGCCCCCCGGGCCUCGGCCCUUCAAGCGACUCGGAGCAGCUGAGCAGGUCCUACCCCUGGGCCGGUGGCGGCGGGAGGAGCCGGCUGGCCGGGCUGUGCCGGCGGGGAGCCUCGCUGUCCGGGGAGAAAUGGAGCUCUUACUGCCUCUCUUCACUGGCAGCUCAUAAUGUCUGUGCCAGCAAAAUUGGGAACUCUUGGGCUCAGCGGGACUCUUCCUCUCUUUCCAUUUCUGUUGGAAGUUCUUGCUCUUUUGUGCAUGCCCUUGCCCUGGAGGAACCCGGCCAGCACUUCCUGACUGCUGCCCGCAAUCCAAACCAGGCCAUCUUCACCGUGGAUAUCAACACAACAGAGAUUCUAGUGGCUAAUGACAAAGCUUGCAAGCUGCUUGGGUGCAGCAGUCAGGAACUCAUUGGUCAAAAGCUGUCCCACUUCAUAUCCAAAUGCAGUCAAGAGACAUGGGAAGCUGUGGAUGAUGAGUACUUAGAAACUGAUGAAUGUUACACAGUGGUUUCAGGAACUGUGGUGGAGGUUCUCAACCAGCUCAAAGAGAAGAUCCCCGUCUCGGUGUGGUUGAGGCGAAUAAGAAUCAAGGACAACCAGCGUUGUGUGGUUCUGCUGGAGCCAGUGGAAAGACUUUCAGCUAUUGUUUCCUUCAGGGCUGACGGAGGCAUUACAUCAUGUGACCUUCUUUUUGCCCAUCUCCAUGGCUACCUAACAUCGGAAGAAGUAGUUGGGCGCCACAUAAAGGACCUGAUUCCUGCUGUGCAGAUUCCUCUUCUAGGCAAAAAAAUCCCAAAGAACCUCAAGAUUCAGAGAGCUGUAGGUCGAUCCCAAGAGGGUAAUGUGUUUCCUAUUACUUUAAAGCUACAAGUUAGCCUUCUGGAGGAGGACCAAGUGGCAGUGCCGAACAAUGACAUUCUACAGACAGAAAGAGAAAUCUCUUUCACCGACUAUCAUUAUGCUGCUACGGUUGAAGUUUUCUCUACUAUCAGUGGCCUUAUUACUGUACAGUCAGAUGGAACCAUCCAGGGCAUCAAGGAUAGUUUUGCUUUAACACUGUUUGGCUAUGAGAAGAAAGAACUGUUGGGAAAGAACAUAACGUUCCUGAUCCCUGGUUUCUAUAACAACAUGGAGAGAAGCGAUGACUGCUCCUUGCCAUUACCUCCUCUCGAUGACUCUUUGGGGACAGAAAGUGAGCACAUCUUUGAAGAUGUUUCUGCCUGCCAUACAACUGGUUCUGGUUGCCGUAGCAAAGGUGAUGACUUUGUGUCUGCAUCUUUGGCAAACCUUCUGUCAAGAGAUGGAGAGCAGAGAUUGGAAAGAAGACACAGAGAAGACAGGUUACUGCAUGGUGAGACUAAGCAGAAGAAUGAGAGCAGUUUCUUAUCUACUCCUUCAUUUCCUGAAGUGGCACCCAUACUUUCAAAUCGUGAAGACAGCUAUGUGGCUGAUGGGCUGUCAGCCCACUGUGGAGAGCCUUCUCCUGAAACCUGGCCUGACAGAAUCAGAGCGGUAGAACACUGGAGACUGGUGGAAAAUGCAAAAUCAUGUAAUUCUCCAAAAAUGCACCCUGCACAGGUCUCUCCUACAUCAUCUGCUUCAGAACAGUUGGAUUUCGAUCACAACUUAAAGACACCAUUAAGAAGUGGGCAUAGUGUAGCAUCCGGUACCUCUGUGACUGGGAAUGUCAGUGAGAGCAAUUUCUUGCUUAAUCGAUUACACAUUCAUCAUCAAGACCUAAAAGAAUUAAAUUGUCAGCAGGUCUCUAGGUUGCCAUAUGAAAUGCUGAAGGAUCAGCACUUCACCAGUGCUCAGGGACAACCUUCUUCAGCAAAUGUUGCCUGGUUCAUUAUUUCUUCUAGCCCAGAAGACAAGCUAGAUACUGCAUCCACUGGAGUGAGUAAGCCACCUUCUUCUGAUUUUGCUUGUAACUCAUCUGGAAUACGAAAAAUAAAUGAGCCACGAUCUGGGACAACACUAGGCUGCACACAAGAUUUUCAAAGUCAUGUGGCUAGAGGACAGUUAACAAAAACUAGCUUGAUGUGUGAAGGAAAGCAUUCCAGUCUUGAACACGCUGUUGCUGAAAGCUGCUUGCUGAAAGAUGCAAAUUUCAUUGCAAAUGGAAGAAAUAGUAUCCAUGACAUUUGCUCAGGAAAUAAAAUGAGCUGCACUGGUUCCACAAUGGGAAUUGCCACAACCUUCAAAACUGUUAAACAAACUGACGCUGAGCUGAACUGUAUUUGCUCUGAUCUCGAGGAACUGGAUCUGAAUAUUGGUGUCACAGGGAACAUGGACAAUUGUUUAGGUUCUACUUCAGAUUUUGUAGAAGUGUUCUCUUCUAAUAUGGUGAGCUCAGCUGCGGGCAAUAUGCUAACUCAGAGUGAUGCUGUUUCAGCUGAGCAGCUGUUAAAUGGUGUUGCCAUAAAAGAUGGUUCUGGGUGGCUGCCUUCACGACGGCAUUUGGAAAACCCUGAACGAUCCUCCAAAGUAUUUAUUGAAAAGCCUAAAACUCUCACAGAGACUGUGGGGGAUAAUGUCAACAGAAACUUGCUGAAAAGUAAAGGAAAUCCUGAAGAAGAUUAUCAGUUGCAUGGGCAGGAAAACAUGGAAAUAAAAGUAACAUCUACCCCUGUGAAACAAGGAAGACCAAAUCCAGCAGCUUCUUUCAGCGUAGAGAUUCUGGAAGGCAGCUACAGUGGGAAUUGCAGUCACAGAGAUGGUUCACAAUUAAGUAUACUCUUUGAAGUAAAACGUGUAGAGCUGCAGGACCCUGCUGUGCUUUUCUGUGUCUGGGUAGUGAAAGACCUUCUACAGAUCCAGAAAGAAGCAAUAGCAAAGACUCAGCUUUUGCUCUCCAGUCUAGCAAGCUCUACCCAGUCUGUUCUAGAUCUUUCCACACACAGUCUUGGAGAAGCCAUCAAAUCAUCUUCGCUCUCUGAGAAUUCCCGAAGAGCUGAAGAGCUUGAAAGAUUAAGGGCUUGUGAGGGAGAGUAUGCAAAACAUUACGACACUCUCAGUCUUAUUGGCAAAGGAUCUUUUGGCUUUGUCUGGGCUGCCAGGAGCAAGAAAAAUCAUCAGGAGGCUGUUGUGAAGUUCAUCUGGAAGGAGAGGGUGCUUGAGGACUGCUGGGUAGAUGAUCCUGACGUGGGGAGAGUUACUCAAGAAAUAGCAAUCCUGUUGAAGCUGCAGCACCCCAGCAUCAUUCAGGUGCUGGAUGUGUUUGAAAAUGAACGCUUCUUCCAGCUGGUGAUGGAGAAGCAUGGAUCUGGUCUGGAUCUCUUUACAUUCAUCGAUAAUCAGCCUGAUUUGGAUGAGCCAUUAGCAAGCUAUCUAUUCAGACAGCUUGUGUCAGCUGUCGGGUACCUCCACUGUAGAAACAUCUUUCACAGAGAUAUCAAGGAUGAAAACAUCGUCAUUGCUGAAGAUUUCACAAUCAAACUAGUGGACUUUGGUUCUGCUGCCUACCUGAAACCUGGCAAACUGUUUUACACCUUCUGCGGGACAAUUGAAUACUGUUCACCAGAAGUGCUGUCUGGCAAACCGUACCACGGCCCUGAGCUGGAGAUGUGGUCACUUGGUGUCACCCUUUAUACCCUAAUAUUUGGAGAGAAUCCUUUCUGUGAGCUGGAAGAGGCCAUGGCAGCUGUCCUGAAUUUUCCUCGGCUUGUGUCAAAAGAUCUCAUGAAUCUGAUCGUUGGGCUUCUGCAUCCUGUUCCAGAGCAGCGCACAACUCUAGCAAUGCUGGCAGAGGAUCCUUGGCUGAAGCAGCCUGUGAACCUGGGUGUUUACACGUGGGAAGAGGUGUACGUCUCUGCUGGGGCAGAAAGCAGUGGAUGGAGAAAUGGUUCUGUUGAGAGCUCACGCAGAGACAGACCCCCAGCUCCUCGCGUGGAGGGUGAGCCGUGCUUGAGCGCUUCCAGCUGUGUGCGUGCAGAUCCCCCCUGGGAAGGAGCUGCAGUGAGGAGGUGCCAGGGCUGGAGCCUGGGGCGUCGCUGCAGCCGCUCUCUGCAGCAGCCCCUGCCUGUAGAGCGGUUGCUCCCUCACCACAGGGCACACGCUGUCACUGAGCAAGGAACAGGAAUUAAUUUUAAGCACUUCUCUCCUGUAGAAAGAUAAUCCCUCACGGAAAAGUAGGAAUUCUUGAGGAAGCCUGAGAUCAAUAGCAGAGAUUUCCUGUGAGAAAGCCUUGUGAAUGAGCUACUUUCUGGUGUCUUUUGGGACAGCCUUGACAUCAGGAUGCUUUUUUUUGUCUAGACCAUGGUGUGCAGGAGCUCUCACCCCAAUCCCUUCCCUUCUUCCUAGGAUGGGGGGGCUAGAUGCACGCAAAGCACACUUGCAAACCCUUGUAUUCACACCGGCAAAUGACUCAGCAGUGUAAGUUCUGCCCCUUUAUACAUGGCAGCCCCGGGUCUGCCCUUGCUGGUGGGUUUUGCCUCACAGGGGCUGUCAGAAGCUUCUCUAGCUAAUAGGGUUGUAAAUAUUCUUACCUAGGAAGGGUUUUAAAGCUGGAAGAGAGAUUUUUUUUGUCUUCUUCUAUUGUUCAUAGCACAGAAUAUAUUUUUAUUGGCUGUUUUUACUUUUAUAUGUUUUUUUUCUGAAAAAAAAAAUGAAUGAAUAAACACAUGCGCGGUUUGGUUGGUUAA